CGACUCGAUUGUUCUAAGGGACACAGGAGGCAUAUCGUUGCUGCAAGAGACACACUUCCUACAUCAUCGCUGACCAUAUGGGCCGACCUCAGCUCAUAAGAGCUUGCGUUGGACGGAACUGCAUACUCCUUAGACUUCUCGUCGUUGACUAUGAGCGGAUCCAAUGAGAUGGCUCAAUUUCUUUCGCCUUCGUCUCUCCCCGUUGACGACUUCUUCCUUCGACAACAUGAGGUGGAUCAUAGUGAAGAGAUUCCUCACGAAGAUAACGAAACAAUCUACACACUUUGCUCACAACAGUCGUCAUCGAACCUGACUGCGUCCGACUUACCUGGUCCUGGAAGGACACUUGGACUCUUAUACUCGCGAUGGGGACGUGCUCUCGAGGCUUCUGUCGGCCGCCUCGCACACCGAAGUGGAUUUGGACCCGACGCAGUGGCUUCCAGGAUUGGAAGUGUAACGUUUAGGGGCAUGUGGGUUAGAAGAGACGUUAAACCGGACGAUACAGGAUGCCUUCGGCGAGUCAUCAAUUGGGCCGUGAGCGACGGAAACGAGCCAAAGCUCCGUUCAGACUGCCAGAAGCUUGCAGCGUACGCAACCGCGGAGGUAUCGCAGACAAGACUGCAAGCACUGCUUCAAAUCAUUCAAUUAAUCACAGCGCAACCACGUUUACGCACAUUCUUCAACACACCAUCGAUCGUUCUGAAUUUGAGGACAACUAUACGAUCAUCGUACAUAUCUAGUGAUGGAUCAGUGCGUUGGAAAGAGGAACUCAGGAGACAUCAAGAUACGACGUUCCUCGCAAAACAAGCACUGCUUGCCAUCGAGGACACUCCCCUGAAUGACAUUAUUGACGACAUUUCGCAACUACCUUUCAUACGAGACGAAGACUCUUAUGGUCUUGCUCGCAAAUAUAUGGAUAUCGUAAAGGAGCUUCUUGGAUACUGUUGCAAGCCUCGUUAUAUGUUCAUAGCGAAACGUCACUUGUGCAGCGUGCUGAACUUCUUACCUGGGAGAGCAAUACGUGAAGUUUCGUCUGUGCUUUCUAUUUUCCUCGAACAAGUAGUCAGACAUGCACUCCGUUUCGAUCAAUCGCCUCCGUCAACUGAGGCUAUGUUCGACCUGGAAAAUACAGAACAUUUGGUAGUGGUACUUCUUCCUCGUUUUCGCGCAAUCCAUUCCUUCGACCUGCAUCGUGAACUUCAUUUAAACCCCCUUGAUGAUCCCGCACUCUGCCGCUGUACGAGGAACGAGGAUCCAAGACAUGAUGUACAAGGCCUAUUGGCCCUUCUUCAGACUGCGACGGCUCAAAGAAUUCUACCAAGGGCUUCAGCUAUCGCUAGGAAUGACUGGCAGUCAGGGAAUUGAUGACGCUAACUGAAAUCGUGACCUAUCAACGGCCUCUCCAGCUGGCACUCGUCUCGCACAUACGUUCACACGUGUCGUCUUGCCUUGUAGACCUAAUGAAGGUCUACCACGGAGUCCGCGACAAAUUUUCUGCCAAUAGAGACAUACUGGACAGAUACCCUUCGGAACACGUUGUCAAGAGUCGGUUUCUGAUUGACGGUGUCUUGCUACAUUACAUCUUGAGGGCACGCAUGGUCGAGGCUUGCAAUGUCCAAGGUACGAAUCCGUUGCAACGAAACGUUUCCGUAAGGUGCAAAGGAAAUCUGCCGGGGUUAUUACCCAUACCUCAUUGGGUUCUCCUACCUUUGCCCCUCGCGCAGGACAAGCCUCAUGGUUUGUGUGUAGAUACGCCCUAUGGCAAUUGCCGGAGCAUGACACGCAUAGUCGUUCAGACAUGCUCGUGUGAUGACAGUUCAAGCGGCUCUUACACAGCGGUCGUGUGUCGUCUCCAUGACGAGCGAGAAAUUAGCUAUUCAUCGACAAGGAUGGUCGUUUAACGGCACAAGGGCGACUGGAUUACGCCUGUCCAUUAGACUUUGUAUUAAACUAUGUG
This is a messenger RNA of Fomitiporia mediterranea MF3/22, 1957 nucleotides long. RefSeq lists its product as uncharacterized. The coding region runs from base 151 to 1365 and encodes 404 amino acids. Lineage: Eukaryota; Fungi; Basidiomycota; Agaricomycetes; Hymenochaetales; Hymenochaetaceae. The transcript is spliced from 4 exons. The record is from RefSeq and is a predicted model, not a curated record.